AUGGAAUGGAAAGAGGAAGGCACGCAUCCAUUAUUGUUACGAGUAUAUGAUGCGAACAAGGAGAGUGAAUAUUCCGAGCAGUGUAGGUUAGGCGGCCUCAGAACCAGAGAUGCCUGCACAACAUCUAAUGGUUCUUACAGACUGGGUGGAUGGAAAGUCGACAAUGGUCAAAUGGAAACUGGGAGGAACGGCAGGCUGUACGAAUAA
Trichoderma virens Gv29-8 is the source of this 207-nucleotide messenger RNA. RefSeq lists its product as uncharacterized. The record is from RefSeq and is a predicted model, not a curated record. Bases 1 to 207 code for a protein of 68 amino acids. NCBI's taxonomy places the organism in Eukaryota, Fungi, Ascomycota, Sordariomycetes, Hypocreales, Hypocreaceae. The transcript has 2 exons.